CUUACUUUGUUUCUCUCUCGAAAGACUUUAGUGUUGAAAGAGCGGCCAAGUGAUCUCUCUCUCUUUCUCUCCACAAAGAACCGAAACUUGUUCGGUCUUUCGUUGCCUCUCCUCACUCGGAGAAAUCUCACUGCCAAUGCAAAGCUGAAACAUCUCUUUCAGUUCUUAUGAUGGAAGAAGAAAACAGUUCUAUGGAAGAGUCUUGUGAUGAAGAAUUCGUUUGUGGAGAUCCAAAAGUUGAUAUUCGUGUUGGAGAUGAGUAUCAGGUUGAGAUACCUCCUAUGAUGUCUGAAUCCCAACGUGCAGAGCUUCUUUUGAAUCCUCUGGAAUUUGAUUCCUCUUGUUCUUUUGCUGUGGGACUACCUGUUGAAGUAAUGUGGAUCGAGACAAAAUGUAGAGAUGGAGAUGGACUUGGAAGUGAUAACAUUGACAUGAACGAAUCUCUCAAAUCUCUUAAAAGAAAAAGAAGUCGCAGAGGUGGGAGUGACGGGAACUCGGGUUCUAAGCGACGUAUGAAUCUUGAAGCUGUGCCUGAGAAAUCGUCCAGUUCUUGGGAAGAUUUGGAAGUAGAUGGGUUUGUUCUUGGACUGUAUACAUUUGGGAAGAACUUUGCUCAGGUGCAGAAGUUGUUAGAGAGCAAAGCAACAGGAGAGAUACUUUUGUUUUACUAUGGAAAGUUUUAUGGUUCUGCUAAAUACAAAACUUGGUCUAAUUAUCUUAAGAAGCGGAGUACGAGAUGUAUACAAGGGAAGAAGCUCUAUUCAGAUUGGAGGCUACAGCUGUUGUUGUCCCGUUUAAUUCGCAGCAUUACCGAUGAAUCGAAAGAACAGAAGCUAGUGGAUGUCUCAAAGUCAUUUGCUGAAGGGAAGAAAUCUCUGGAGGAAUACAUCAACGCGGUUAAGAAACUAGUGGGUCUUCGGUGUCUUGUAGAGGCUGUAGCAAUCGGUAAAGAUAAGGAAGAUCUGACAGUCCUUACAACAAAACCCGUAGAUGUAGAACAAUGGUUUAGAGUUUCUUCUGCGGUACCUGCUGGUUUAGGGGAAUACAAUUCACUCACAGUUGAAGGUAUAAUCGAAAAAUUGUCUGGUGGUUCCCGUGUGAGCAAAGCUCGUUGCAAUGAUAUCUUCUGGGAUGCUGUAUGGCCGCGUUUGCUACAUAGGGGUUGGCGUUCUGAGCUGCCAAAGGACCAAGGUUACAUCAAGUCUAAAGAACACAUUGUCUUCCUCGUCCCUGGGGUAAAGAAGUUUUCAAGAAAGAAACUUGUGAAACGUGAUCAUUACUUUGAUUCUAUCAGUGACAUUCUCAAAAAGGUUGUUUCAGAGCCUGAGCUUCUUGAGGAGACAGCAGAAGAAGAAAGAGAAGAGAACACUUACAACCAAUCAAAACAGGAGAAACACUGUUACCUCAGGUCUCCAAGCUCUUCUUCUACUCAUAUGAAGUUCACUGUUGUGGACACUAGUCGUUUUGCUUCAAGAGGAAAGUUGUACGAAUUUCGGGAGUUGAGGAUUCCAAGUUUAGCUUCUCAAUCAAAGGCUUGUCGAGGGGAUAACAACUCUUCUGUGGAAAGAUUCAAGUUUGCUGAUGAACGUAAGUGUAAAAGGAAGCAAAAGAUGGAAGUGGUGGAUGAACCGAUGACAUUCUUGAUUCUGGAUACAAGUGUGGACAAAGGUGGGCAUACAUCUGGGAUAAGAAGACGGAGACAUUUGCCUAAAGAGGCAUUUGGUGAAUCAUCACAGAACCAAUCUGGCACUAGUAAAGAUGUGAACUGCGAGUAUCUUAAGGGGACUGAUCCUGGUGUAGAGGAAGAGACUUUGGAGAAUGUCCAACAAGGUCGGUCAAAGAAGAUUAAGCAGAAGUUUGCCCUAUUAUCAGAAUCUAAUAAACGUCAUUUGGUUGGUUCUCUUCCCUUGCGAAAACGUAGGCGGCUCAGUACUUGUGUAAGGAAAGAUAGAAAACGUUCUGGUGAAAGUUCAGUGUUGAAGCCACCUCCAUUAGACCAGAUAACUAACAGCCACCCCAAGUUACAUGUUGAUUCUAUGAACCUCAACACUAACCAGUCAGAAGAAAAUGAAAAUAUUGAGAUUCAAGAAAGGCCAGAAACUGAACCAAAUGGCUUUUGUUCCAUCUCGGAGACAGUUCAUGAACCAAGUUCAUCAGCACAACAACAAGAACCAAAUGGGUUACGUUCAUCAAAGGAACAAGGAGCUCUUCAUGAUGAACCAAUUUCACUAGCACAACAACAAGAACCAAAUGGGUUAUAUUCAUCAAAAGAACAAGGAGCUUUUCAUGAACACAGUUCAACAGAACAACAACAAGACGAAUCAAAUCGGUUGUGUUUGGACAAAAUAUGCUCUUCCAAGGAUCUGGGAACUGCUCAAAAAGAAGAGCAACCGAUUCAGUUGCCUCCUAAGUCAGCCUCAGACAAGAAUUCUCCGUCCAGAGAUCAUGGAACUACUGAAGAACGUGCAUCAUUAGAACAACAAGAAGAAGAGCAUAAACAACAGGCCAACACGGACAUUCCAAGAAGACAAAGCACAAGAAAGCGGCCGUUGACUACUCGUGCUCUGGAAGCUCUAGAAUCGGACUUUUUUACACCAAAAAGCAAGAAAACUACUACAUCUAAACCGAGAAACCGCGAACGUUCUGCAAGGAUCAAGCACUCAGCCAAUGCGAAUAACAAAACUCCAGGCGAGUCAGACAAUAGUUUUCAUGUAAAGGAGGCGAUAACAAGUAAACCGUCAGACCAAAUAAAGGAUUCCGAACCGAGCUUUCUUGUGGAUAAAGUAACGGUGACAAGUAGUAAGCAUGUGGAACAAAUAAAGGAUUCGGAGAAGGUGACUACCGAGUUCCCUAAACUUCCUCCAAUUGUUUUGAAACUUCCCUUUAGGCGUGGCUCAAGAAGCAAUGAAGACUGAAGUCUGAAUCAUUUUUUGCGCGUAGUUGACUCAAUGAAGAAGGGUGUACAGAAGAAGAGAGCUCUUUAGGAAGAAAUUUUUUUUUGUUUGUUUCUCUGGUAUUAUCUGCUACAUAUUAUAUACAUGGGUAAUCUCUUAUUCUUUUGAAACAAAAUCUGCGCAAUAGAACUAUGAAACGAAUAUGAUCUAAGAACUUUACGAUAGAAAACAUAUGCAUGUAGAUACAAUUUUUGUGGAGGUAAGGUCACA
Arabidopsis thaliana (thale cress) is the source of this 3164-nucleotide messenger RNA. RefSeq lists its product as uncharacterized. Gene Ontology annotation, cellular component: nucleus. Gene Ontology annotation, biological process: negative regulation of DNA-templated transcription. The coding region runs from base 168 to 2915 and encodes 915 amino acids. NCBI's taxonomy places the organism in Eukaryota, Viridiplantae, Streptophyta, Magnoliopsida, Brassicales, Brassicaceae. The record is from RefSeq and is marked reviewed. The transcript is spliced from 3 exons.